AUGUCGUAUAUUUCUCGCCUUGUCACGGGCGGUUCUCCGGUGUUAUGGUGUUGGAAUGGUGGCUGCUGCUUGCUGCGGGGCGUUUCUUUCGACUUGCUUCCCUUAACUGCAGCCAACCACUUAAGCUUCCCGUCUUCCUGCUGCGACGGCGGCAGGUGUUUUUGCUGGCUCUUGUGUCUUUCGCGGCUGCCGGUGCGCCGUUGGCUUUCGCUGCACUCGUUUUUCUCCCUGCUCGGCAGCUGUGGAAAGUCCGAUGACGUCAUUGGUGGUCUUGUCUUCUGGAGCUGUUGCUGUUCGCGUUCCUCUCGGCGCUCCCAUUGUCUUUUCGUGACGACGAAGGGGACCUUGAACUUGUUCUUGCAAAUUCUAUCUGCCGUCGGAUGCGCUCCUCCACAUAGCUUGCAACUUGGCUUGCAUGCCUUCUCGUGGUCCGCGUCGGGGUUGGCCUCCCCGCACGCGAAGCAUACUCUGGUCUCCGGGGUUGGACAUACGUCGAUGCGGUGUCCGACUUUUCCGCAACAUCUGCACACUUCAUGA
Messenger RNA from Ixodes scapularis (black-legged tick), 537 nucleotides. RefSeq lists its product as uncharacterized. The coding region runs from base 1 to 537 and encodes 178 amino acids. The record is from RefSeq and is a predicted model, not a curated record. The transcript has a single exon. Lineage: Eukaryota; Metazoa; Arthropoda; Arachnida; Ixodida; Ixodidae.